Molecule: messenger RNA, 2822 nt
Organism: Apaloderma vittatum (bar-tailed trogon)
Lineage: Eukaryota; Metazoa; Chordata; Aves; Trogoniformes; Trogonidae
Product: TATA-binding protein-associated factor 172-like
Exons: 19
Molecular function (GO): TBP-class protein binding; ATP hydrolysis activity; DNA binding
Source: RefSeq, a predicted model, not a curated record
ACUUGAUCGUCUCUUUAUUUUAUUGGACACCGGUACAACACCAGUAACAAGAAAAGCAGCUGCACAGCAACUUGGGGAGGUAGUGAAACUGCAUCCCCAUGAACUGAAUAAUCUCUUAUCCAAAGUGUUAGUGUAUUUAAGAAGUACGAAUUGGGAUACUCGUAUUGCAGCUGGCCAAGCUGUUGAAGCAAUAGUGAAAAAUGUACCUGAGUGGAAUCCAACUCCAAGAUCAAAACAAGAACCAGGCUCAGAAAGUCCUAUGGAAGACUUGCCUUCAACAGAUCGAUUGCGUUUUGACAGAUUUGAUAUAUGUCGGUUGUUAAAACAUGGUGCAUCUCUUCUUGGAUCUGCUGGUGCAGAAUUUGAAGUCCAAGAUGAUAAAUCAGGUGAAAUUGAUCCUAAAGAGAGGAUAGCACGACAGAGGAAACUGUUACAAAAGAAACUUGGCUUAGAUAUGGGUGCUGCAAUUGGGAUGAACACUGAGGAUCUGUUCAAUGAUGAAGAUCUGGACUAUUCUCCUUCUUCAGUUUCACUAGUAAACAAACAACCUACUCUUCAGGCUGCUGAGUUAAUUGACUCAGAAUUUCGGGCUGGUAUGAGCAGUAGACAAAAGAAUAAAGCCAAAAGAAUGGCUAAGCUUUUUGCAAAGCAAAGAUCCAGAGAUGCUGUGGAAGCUAAUGAGAAGAGCAACGAUAGCACUGAUGGGGAACCAGAAGAAAAGAGAAGAAAAGUUGCAAAUGUUGUCAUCAACCAGCCUGCUACAGACUCAAGAACGUUGGUAGAAAAUGCUCCAGAAGAGGCAAAUGAAUGGCCUCUGGAAAGCUUUUGUGAAGAGGUGUGCAAUGACCUUUUCAACCCUUCUUGGGAGGUUCGACAUGGUGCAGGUACUGGGCUGAGAGAGAUACUUAAAGCUCAUGGUAAAAGUGGUGGUAAAAUAGGAGAUAGCUCAUUAGAAGAGAUGAUUCAGCAGCAUCAGGAGUGGCUAGAGGACUUGGUUAUUAGACUUCUUUGUGUGUUUGCAUUAGACAGAUUUGGAGACUUUGUUUCAGAUGAAGUGGUAGCACCUGUUCGUGAGACUUGUGCUCAGACUUUGGGAGUAGUAUUGAAACAUAUGAAUGAGACUGGAGUUCAUAAAACUGUGGAUGUUCUCCUGAAGCUGCUUACACAGGAACAGUGGGAAGUGAGACAUGGUGGUCUCCUAGGAAUAAAGUACGCUUUGGCAGUGCGUCAGGACAUGAUCAACACUUUAUUGCCUAAGGUGUUACCUGCGAUAAUUGAAGGUCUCCAGGAUCUGGAUGAUGAUGUCCGAGCUGUUGCUGCUGCAUCUUUAGUACCAGUAGUGGAAAGCCUGGUCCAACUUCAGUCUCAGAAGGUGCCUUUUAUUCUGAAUACCUUAUGGGAUGCACUUCUGGAGUUGGAUGACUUGACAGCUUCCACAAACAGUAUCAUGAUCCUUCUUUCUUCCCUUCUGACUUAUCCUCAGGUCCGCAAAUGCAGUAUUCAGCAAUCACUCACAGUUUUGGUCCCACGUGUGUGGCCGUUCUUGCAUCAUACUAUAUCUUCUGUGCGAAAAGCAGCACUGGAAACAUUAUUCACACUGCUCUCUACCCAAGACCAGAGCUCUUCAACGUGGCUGACUCCAAUUCUGCAAGACAUGUUGAGACACAUAUUUCAGUUUUGUAUCUUAGAAAGCAACCAAGAAAUUCUGGAUCUUAUUCACAAGGUAUGGCUGGAACUGUUAAACAAGGCAUCUGUACAGUAUGUGGUUGCAGCUGCUUGUCCAUGGAUGGGAGCCUGGCUCUGCUUAAUGAUGCAGCCAUCUCAUUUGCCUAUUGACUUAAACAUGUUGCUAGAAGUAAAAACCAGAUCAAAAGAAAAGGCAGGUGCUAAACUGCGUCAAGGUCAAACCCAGAAUAAGGAAGUGAUUCAGGAAUACAUUGCUGGGGCAGACAGCAUUGCAGAAGAUCCAGCAACCAGAGAUUAUGUUGUCAUGCGAGCUCGGAUGAUGGCAGCAAAGUUGCUGGGAGCACUUUGUUGCUGCAUUUGUGACCCAGGUGUAAAUACUGUUACUCAAGAAAUAAAGCCAGCAGAAUCAUUAGCUCAGCUACUGCUCUUCCACUUGAAUUCAAAAUCUGCCUUGCAGAGGAUUAGUGUUGCAUUAGUAAUCUGUGAGUGGGCAGCCUUGCAAAAGGAGUGUAGAACUGUGGCCAUUUGUGUGCAACCUCGUCUACUUGGGGUCCUUUCUGAACAUCUCUAUUACGAUGAAAUUGCUGUUCCUUUUACACGGAUGCAGAAUGAAUGUAAACAACUCAUCUCCUUGUUAGCUGAUGCACACAUUGACAUUGGAAACAGAGUAAACUGCAGUGUAUUUACAAUAGAUCAAGCUAAUGAGCUGGUUACUUCUAUUUUCAAUGAAGUGACAUCAGCCUUUACUUUGAAUCCUAAAAUUCUACAACAGCUGGACAGUAAACGACAGCAAGUCCAAAUGACUGUUACGGAAACAAAUCAAGAAUGGCAAGUGUUGCAUCUGCGAGUCCAUACAUUUGCAGCAUGUGCAGUUGUGAACUUGCAGCAACUUCCAGAAAAACUAAAUCCUGUUAUAAAGCCCUUAAUGGAAGCUAUCAAAAAAGAGGAGAAUACACUUGUACAAAACUAUGUGGCUUCGUGUAUAGCAAAGUUACUUCAGCAGUGUACAACAAGGUCUCCGUGUCCCAACUCAAAGAUAAUAAAAAAUCUCUGCAACUCCCUCUGUGUGGAUCCACAUCUUACACCACUGGCAGCAUGUCCUGCACAGCCUCAGAGUAGCCAUGAAAACUCAAAAG